This is a messenger RNA of Ciona intestinalis (vase tunicate), 576 nucleotides long. RefSeq lists its product as uncharacterized. The record is from RefSeq and is a predicted model, not a curated record. Gene Ontology annotation, molecular function: calcium ion binding. NCBI's taxonomy places the organism in Eukaryota, Metazoa, Chordata, Ascidiacea, Phlebobranchia, Cionidae.
AUGGGAAAUAUGUUUUAUUAUCCUCUCGAGCCAGAGGCAAUAAGCUACCACAGACCGCAGGACUACAAUUCACUCGGUAAACGUAAGUCGGACAUCAAAAAGGACGAAAACGAGAUUGACUUGCUGCACCGAACAUACUGCGCUGAUAUUUUCUCCCAGCGUAAAAACAUCAAUCAAAAACGGAAGAUGUUAACGGAUGUAAGUGAUGAAGAUUACGCUAAGCGCUUCCCGCAAUGGGAGGCGGAAGACAUAGGCGACUACAAGGUCCAAUUUGAGAUUUUUGACUUAAACCGAGAUGGUUUAAUCGACUUCAAAGAAAUGAAUAUGGUGCUUGAUGAAUUCGGGGAAAGCAGCGACGAACAGGACCGAAUAAAAUACUUCAGGCAGAUUGAUCUUGACGAUUCUAAUAGCGUUGACUUUGAAGAGUUUCUGCUUGUGCUGAAUAAACUGCAACAGGCGGCUGGGCUAAACAAAGCAGCCGGCAACAUCGGUAAUAUUGUAACACAAGGUGCUCAUCAAGUUAAAGAAUUAAGGAGGAUGUCCGUUUACAAGCAACUGACAAACGGCUUGUUUUAA